Pimephales promelas (fathead minnow) is the source of this 1261-nucleotide messenger RNA. RefSeq lists its product as uncharacterized. Gene Ontology annotation, biological process: regulation of transcription by RNA polymerase II. Gene Ontology annotation, cellular component: nucleus. The record is from RefSeq and is a predicted model, not a curated record. NCBI's taxonomy places the organism in Eukaryota, Metazoa, Chordata, Actinopteri, Cypriniformes, Leuciscidae. Gene Ontology annotation, molecular function: RNA polymerase II cis-regulatory region sequence-specific DNA binding; DNA-binding transcription activator activity, RNA polymerase II-specific.
AGAAGAAGAAGAAGAUCCUCGUUGGGAAGUUUUGUGUUGCUAGUGAACAUCUGUGAGCGUUUCUUCCAGUGGUUUUGUAUCCCCGUGGAUUCAUCUUCGACUGAUUAUUCUCUUCCUGAUUCUUUGCUGCCUCUCCUGGACUGUUUUGCUACUGUGGACUGAUUUAUAUUGGAUAAAAACAGUGAUCAGAGUUUACAGCUGCAGUGAAGGCCCUCCCAGUAAUUCGGCAAUAAAUAGACUGGGAAUAUUCCUAUCAUCCUACAAGAGAAGGACAAACUCCAGGAGUAGCAGCUGAAAUCUGUGUGACUGUUAAAGAUGGAGUUUAUUAAAGAGGAGAUUGAAGACGUGAGUGAUUCAGAACCAUCCAGAAUAAAACUUGAAGAUUCUGAGGAACAAAUAGACCAGGUGAGAGUGAAAGAGCAAAGACAAGAACUGAAUGAAGAGGAGGAACAUCGUAACUUAACAAUUCAAAGAACAAAAGCCAAAAAGAUGCACACCUGCAUUUAUUGUGGAAAAAGUUUCACACAGAAAGGAAACCUUAACACACACCUGAGAAUUCACACUGGAGAGAAACCCUAUACAUGCACUCAGUGUGGAAAGGGUUUCAGCGAUAUAUCAGGUCUCCGUUAUCAUCUGCUCGUUCACUCUGGAGAAAAGCCAUUUAACUGUGAUCAGUGUGGUAAACAAUUAAUUUCAUUAUCAAAACUAAAAUCACACCUGAAAGUUCAUUCAGAUGAGAAGCCUUAUGUGUGCUCUCUCUGUGGAAAGAGUUUUUUAUGGCUGGGCAGUUUUAAACGGCACCGGGAAACGCACAAUGUAGUGAGAGUUUAUUUGUGCUUUGACUGUGGGAAGAGAUUUAAUUCAUCUGAGAGUCUGAAACAGCACCAAAGAAUUCAUACUGGAGAAAAACCUUACAAGUGCUCAUAUUGUGACAAGAGUUUCACUCAGUCUGGAUCUCUGAAAUCACACGAGCGAGUUCACACUGGAGAGAAGCCGUAUUACUGUACUCAGUGCGGGAAGAGUUUCGCCCGAUCGAGUAAUCUAGUGACUCAUAUUAGAAAGUAUUGUUCUGUGUCACAGCGAGCAAGUGAUUUGUUAGAUUCACAUAAAGUAAAUGUGUAGUUAGUUAACUAAUAAACUAGUCUUGCUGUGAAAUGCUACAUGAUUUGUGUUUUAUAUGUUGGAGAACAAGAAUAUUAUUGAAAAUGAUUUGGAUUGAAUGCUUACUCAAAGAAAUACCAAAAUGAAAAGAGACUGGAAA